Messenger RNA from Stylophora pistillata, 1749 nucleotides. RefSeq lists its product as uncharacterized. The record is from RefSeq and is a predicted model, not a curated record. NCBI's taxonomy places the organism in Eukaryota, Metazoa, Cnidaria, Anthozoa, Scleractinia, Pocilloporidae.
AUGAAUGCUUAUUUCAGGCCUCAUUCUCUUCAAGGUCCAGUCAAAGAUUUUACUGCUAAUUUUACCAAUCUUGGAGCAAGCGGUCGCCUCGGUCCUUCAUCAAUCGGCAACCAUUACAAAGGCCAAGGCCAUGAUGGUCAUGUGACACUUGUGGCGGGAAUCCAGCAGUGGCGUUUACCGUGCAAUACCCGGUACAGAAUCGAGGCAGUUGGCGCCACAGGUGGCUACGAUACAACAAACGCCGGAAGAUAUCGCGGUUUUGGAGCACGGAUUAUUGGCACUUUUCAACUGAAAAAGGAAGAGACACUAAAAAUUCUGGUAGGCCAAGAAGGGGGUCUCAAUAGUGCUUCAUCUUCCUCAGGAGGGGGAGGUGGUAGUUUCGUGGUACGUUCAGAUAACACCCCCCUGAUUAUAGCCGGGGGAGGUGGAGGAAGGGAGUCACCGCAGUCCUCGAAAACAGAAUGUCACGCUACAACAAGCACAUCAGGGAAUCCAGGAUAUUCAAACGGGUCACCCACGUGGUCUGGAGGAAGUAAUGGUACCGGAGCAAACACCGCUGACCAUGGUAACUCAGGGGGAGGAGGUGGAGGCUUUUUGACAAGCGGCCGAAGCUCAGUUAACUUUGGUGGGAGCUACGGCAAUGGAGGAGAGGGUGGAAAAGGUUUCCUUCAGGGUGGAGAGGGAGGUAGAGCAAUGAGCAAUAAUGCCCAUGGGGGAUUUGGUGGCGGAGGAGGAGCGUACGGUAAUGGAGGAGGUGCUGGAGGCGGAGGCGGCUACUCGGGGGGUGCUAGUGGGGAUAACGACUCAAAUUCCUGUGGCGGUGGAGGUGGGUCAUAAAACUCUGGUGAUGAGCAAAGCAACAGCUGUUGUUAUAACGACAAGGGGCAUGGGUUUGUGUUUGUCACGUGGUCUUGUUAAAGAAGCAUCUUAACGUGUUUCAUCAUUACACAUAUAAAUCAUGCUUGACGUAUUGUUAGUUUAAUUAGUGCAUGUGAAAUAAUGAUUUUUUUACAUGUGAACCGUGCAUUGUUAAUAAAUCGUAGUGUUCGAAGUAAUUUCAUUAUUGUCACUAAAUAUUAGUGUAACAGUAUUGUAAAUUAACAAUGUAAAGUAUUGUUCGUAUUUUGUGUAAUGUUAUCUUAUGUAGGGCUUAGUAGUGCAAGUAAUAACAAUAAUAAUGAUAAUGAUAAUGAUGAUGAUAAUAAUAAUAACAGUAAAGUGCUUCUUUCCAAGGGAACUGCUACCCGCGUUGAAGAAACCUUAAGAGGAAUUUUUUCAGUUUUAAAGUGAAAGGAAAAUAAGAAAAAAAAUUGUGAAUGAGUUUCCUUCUUAGGGGCUACUAUAUAAAAUCAAGAAAUCUUUAAGCUUUCACUUUAUCAUGGCUUUCUGUCUGUCCACCUCCACCUCUUUUUAGAAUCAUGACAUCUAAUGAUGGAAACAUGACUUGGACGUUCACUCGACCAAUUUCACUUGGUGAGACUUGUAGUAAAUCUCCCGUCUUUCAAAACGUUUCACUGUGGCAAUGAAGGUAAAAGUAAUGAAACCCCUCAGCUUUCAUCCAGCCGUUAUUUGAAUGUAAGUUAGCUUGUUACAUAAGAACGUAUCGAUAUCACAUCAGAUUACAUACCGAAUUGUAUGUUGUUGUUCUUUUUCCCGAUGAGUUCACUGUUGCUUUGGAAACAGGUUGUUUAAAAUAUUUACCAACGAGUCAGUGGCAAGUACAAGUUGUUACUUGCAAAAGAGAUUAGU